AUGCCGACCCUGUCGAAGCUGUACAAAAUGCAAGAGGCAGCCCAACACAACACUCCUCAAGAUUGCUGGGUCGUUAUUGAUGGCAAGGUGUAUGAUGUGGGUUCAUAUUUGGAUGAGCACCCUGGCGGAGAUGAUGUUAUCCUUGCUACUACUGGCAAAGAUGCAACAGAUGAAUUUGAAGAUGCUGGGCAUAGCAACGAUGCCAGAGAGCUGUUAGAAACCUUUCUCAUUGGUGAGCUUGACCCGUCUGACACAGUCAUCCCGGAACUUGAAAUCUCCAAGAAACAAGCAGAUUAUACUCAGAAGCUCAAGGAUUUCACAAAGCAAUAUUGGGCAGUUCCUGUAGCUGUUGUUGGUGUCUCAGUGGUGGUUAGCUUCUUGUACUUGCGCAAGAAGUAG
Molecule: messenger RNA, 399 nt
Organism: Dovyalis caffra
Lineage: Eukaryota; Viridiplantae; Streptophyta; Magnoliopsida; Malpighiales; Salicaceae
Source: the annotation of a GenBank genome assembly